ACUAUUAGUGUCAAAGGUCACGCAUACUUUAACCGCACGUUACCAGGGGGUAGGCAGGACGCUUUAUGACGAAGUGUAUGAAGAUUAAGAUCAACAUUUUGCCGUCUUUUGUACUAAAAAGUCAUCAUGUUUGAUGUAGCAUUGAGCGGGGCCGGUGCAAAAGUCGUUCUGACGACAUCGAGCGAUGAGAACUACCCGCCAGAAAACAUGCUUGAUGGCAAAGCCGAGAGUUUUUGGAUCAGCACAGGGAUGUUCCCUCAGGAGUUUGUCAUCAGCUUUGCCGGGAUGAUGAAUGUCUCCAAGAUCAAGCUGUCCUGUUUCCAUGUCAGAGGGCUGAGUAUACAGCGUAGCGUCCAGAAGGAACCGUUAGACUUUGAAGUUAUCGAUGAGAGGGAACUAACGCCAUCUGACGCAUCCCUACAGCUGGAGGAAUUCAAGUUUGAUGAAACCACCGCCCGCCACAUGAAGUUCAUCAUCAAGUCUGGCUUUGAUCAUUUUGUCUCCGUUCACAAGCUGAACAUUGACGGCACCGCAGUCAGAGAAGCGGAAUAACGGUGACUCCACAGAAUACUACAGUAAUAUCCAAGUUCAGAUUAAUAGACCGUUAUCAUGUUGCGGCCAUCUUGAUUUUCUCCCCAUUCAAAUCGACGUAACCAAAGCGGGGCAGGAAGGAAAAAUAGUCUGGUUCCUUUUUGCACCAAAACAUUAUCAUUCAGUACUGUUAUUGGAUACAGGGAACAUGACUGAAAUGGUGGCAGCAUGAUGAAGGUCUGUAUUUCAAAGUCGCAACAAAUUAGGCCAAGUAAAAAAAGAAACCAGUUUCUCGUCCCCGCCCGCUUCCUUUUUUUCGUGGCUUUUUAAAUUUUUGUAUUCAUACAUUUCAUUUGCAAUGUAUUUUACAAAUAUAUUGUCAAUAAAGUCUUUUUUCUUUGUUUCUAACAAAAUUUUAGCUUUGUAGAAAGGGCUAUGGCUCCUUUAGACACUGAUCUGUAUCACUAUCGGCAAAAGAGUCGAGAAAAUGGAAGAGUCCACUCCAUCCGCCAUCUUGGGGAAGAAAAAAACCUGUCUCCUUCGUUUUUUCAAACAAUCGGUACAAGAAACUAUUUUUAAUUUUUACUUGGUCCAAGUUAUUCCGAAGACUUCUAUUAAGUUGAAUGUUUAAAAGGGAAUAUGCAUACAUCAUUUGCAAACAUCCAAUAAAAAAAAAUAGCAUAUUAUGAAAUACCUCACUUGACCGUUAGUGAAUGGCAGACUAAAGCAUCUUGUAAAAUCAUGGCACCUGGUGUGCUGUCAUUUUCAAGAAAAGUGGUAUUUUUGUAUCAAUUUCCAAUGCUGGUUGGCUGACCAGCGUUGGAAAAAAAACAGGUUUUUUAAAUGCUGCCCCCAAUUUACCAAAUUUAGCUAGUCGGCAUUUUGUUUGCAGUCAAUUACACACCUUUGAAUGGGUACAAUUCUUACAAUUCCCCCGAUGUCUAUCAAUUGCUCCGUUUCAUCUCAAGUGGGGUCAGGAAACCAGACUACAGGAA
Messenger RNA from Patiria miniata (bat star), 1526 nucleotides. It is a transcript of the gene hspb11, whose product is annotated as intraflagellar transport protein 25 homolog. Gene Ontology annotation, cellular component: cilium; centrosome; intraciliary transport particle B. The transcript is spliced from 4 exons. Bases 127 to 552 code for a protein of 141 amino acids. Gene Ontology annotation, biological process: intraciliary transport. The record is from RefSeq and is a predicted model, not a curated record. NCBI's taxonomy places the organism in Eukaryota, Metazoa, Echinodermata, Asteroidea, Valvatida, Asterinidae.